GGGCGGUAGGGAGGCGGUUUCAUAAAAACCACACCGCGGAGACCGAACCGAGUCACASAGAGCUGCUGCGCCACGGAGAGGACUCACCGGGCUGGACCGAAUGCUGUCCCCGACACCGGACUCUGCCGCAGACACUUCCCCACAGCAGCCAGAGGCGAGCGGGCGCUGUCACUGACCUCCACUCGGACAGGGAAAAAAGGACUUUAUCUCACUAAACCAGUCAGUGUUGUUGUUGUUCCCCCCACGCGUGAGGAGAAUCUCAACACGGGGGGGUUCGUGUUGCCCGCCUCCUGCGGUCCUUAUCUAACCGAGUGAAGGUGUUGCAGCUCCAGCAGGUGAAGUCCUCCUGGCCGCUCCUGGUCCAGUGUCUCCUGGAGGAGCCGUGUGUCUGUGUGCAGCAGAGCGGAGGGGCAAGGAGCCGUCAUGGAGAACGCUCACACCAAGAGUGUGGAAGAAGUUUACACUUUUUUCUGCGUCAACGAAAGCACGGGACUGUCCCCGGAGGAGGUGAAGCGACAGCGGGAGAAAUGGGGCCUAAACGAGUUACCAGCAGAGGAAGGGAAAUCAUUAUGGGAGCUCGUCCUCGAACAGUUUGAAGAUUUACUUGUUCGAAUUCUUCUCCUGGCUGCGUGCAUAUCUUUCGUGCUGGCCUGGUUUGAGGAGGGAGAAGAAACUAUCACAGCAUUCGUGGAGCCUUUUGUAAUUUUACUCAUUCUAAUAGCCAAUGCCAUCGUCGGGGUGUGGCAGGAGCGAAACGCUGAGGAUGCCAUCGAGGCGCUGAAGGAGUACGAGCCUGAGAUGGGGAAAGUGUACCGGCAGGACAGAAAAACUGUGCAGAGGAUCAAGGCCAGAGACAUCGUCCCGGGGGACAUCGUGGAGGUGGCUGUUGGAGACAAAGUGCCUGCUGACAUCCGCAUCUGUUCAAUCAAAUCAACAACUCUGAGAGUGGACCAGUCCAUCCUGACAGGUGAGUCUGUCUCUGUCAUCAAACACACCGACCCCGUCCCCGACCCUCGGGCUGUCAAUCAAGACAAGAAGAACAUGCUCUUUUCUGGCACCAACAUUGCAGCUGGGAAGGCCGUGGGCGUUGUUGUGGCUACAGGCGUCAACACAGAGAUUGGUAAGAUCCGUGACGAGAUGGCAGCCACCGAGCAGGAGAAGACCCCUCUGCAGCAGAAGCUGGACGAGUUUGGUGAGCAGCUGUCCAAAGUCAUUUCCCUCAUCUGCGUCGCCGUGUGGAUCAUCAACAUCGGGCACUUCAACGACCCCGUUCACGGAGGCUCCUGGAUACGCGGAGCCGUUUAUUACUUUAAGAUCGCCGUGGCCCUGGCUGUAGCUGCCAUCCCUGAAGGCCUUCCUGCUGUGAUCACUACCUGCCUGGCCCUGGGAACCCGCCGCAUGGCCAAGAAGAACGCUAUUGUCCGUAGCCUGCCCUCCGUGGAGACCCUGGGCUGCACCUCUGUCAUCUGCUCGGACAAAACCGGCACACUGACCACCAACCAGAUGUCUGUCUGCAGAGUGAGUCUCACAAACACAUACUUAUAUAACUGCAACUGUUGGUGCGUUAUCGUCUUUAUUUGCCUGAUGUCUGAGUAUAAUCAGGAUUCAGACCAGUUUCCAGGGUUUUUACACAGAGUGGAUAAGGUGCUGCUCUUAUCUGCACUGAGCCACAGAGCUGCUGUUGCAUAACUGACCUCGUUGUCAUCAAGCUGCAAACCAACCACCCUGA
This is a messenger RNA of Austrofundulus limnaeus, 1729 nucleotides long. Its product is annotated as sarcoplasmic/endoplasmic reticulum calcium ATPase 2. Gene Ontology annotation, cellular component: membrane. The transcript is spliced from 8 exons. The record is from RefSeq and is a predicted model, not a curated record. The coding region runs from base 424 to 1689 and encodes 421 amino acids. NCBI's taxonomy places the organism in Eukaryota, Metazoa, Chordata, Actinopteri, Cyprinodontiformes, Rivulidae. Gene Ontology annotation, molecular function: ATP hydrolysis activity; transporter activity; ATP binding.